AUGAAGAUGCACCACUACCUGCGGCAGUGGGGCAUCAACGUGUCGAAGGGCACGACGUUCCUCCGCAAUACAAUUCAGCAGAUGAUCAGGUAUACGUACGCGACGAUGCGGAACAAGGCCUCCAACAAGGUGGCGAAGGCGAGCGGCGGGUGUUGCACGGUGCAGCAGGCACAGGUGACAUGGUGUGUGCUGGGCACCCACGCGUUUCACGCGGUCCUGACACGGAAGCCGCACAUGUACCCGCAGCUCAUCAAAUGGCUGAACUUCGAACUCGCUCGGCCCCGACAUCGGCGAUUAAAGAAGCAGUUCCGGGGAAUUGUCAAGGAGGGAUUGAACACGCUGACUGUGUUGGCCUUCUAG
Molecule: messenger RNA, 360 nt
Organism: Postia placenta MAD-698-R-SB12
Lineage: Eukaryota; Fungi; Basidiomycota; Agaricomycetes; Polyporales; Adustoporiaceae
Exons: 3
Coding region: 1-360 (119 amino acids)
Biological process (GO): telomere maintenance via telomerase
Cellular component (GO): telomerase catalytic core complex
Molecular function (GO): telomeric repeat DNA binding; telomerase RNA binding
Source: RefSeq, a predicted model, not a curated record